This is a messenger RNA of Rotaria sp. Silwood1, 534 nucleotides long. The record is from the annotation of a GenBank genome assembly. NCBI's taxonomy places the organism in Eukaryota, Metazoa, Rotifera, Eurotatoria, Philodinida, Philodinidae.
UUAUUUUAUUUAAUUCGAUAUAAACCUGAAACAUUAGCUCAUGUACUGAAUGCCAUAUCAAAACAAUUUCAACCAUCUUCAAUCGAUCUUCAUCAUCCUUAUAUUGCUGUUUAUGUACGUCGAUCAGAUAAAGUUAAAAAUAAAGAAAUGUCUCGAGCAUAUACACUUAAACAAUAUUUUGAUUUAUUUGAUGGUCAUGCUCGACAAGCGAAUAUAUCAACGAUUUAUAUUAAUUCUGAAGAUGAAAAAGUAUUCAAUGAAUUUAUUGAAAUAAAUAAAGAAAAACAAGGUUAUUAUAAAUUAUUAUAUCUAACAUUACCAAGAAAUGUUGUUUUUGAGUCAUUAACUCGUAUGACAAGACAACAACGUGGGAAAAUUGUAUUAGAAUUUCUUACUGAUUUAUUUAUUGAAGCUAAUGCAGAUUUACAUGUCGGUACAUUAACAUCAAAUUGGUGUCGAUUAGUUGACGAAAUGCGACUUACAUUAGGAAAAUUAAUACCUUUCUAUACACCUGAAAAAAUAUACAGAGUAUAA